CUCUGAUACACAGAGCACAGGUUUUCAAGUGAUAAAAAGUUUGAAUCAUCUUGAACGUUCACGUUGGAAGAACCAGAGUGAAAGAGAAAGAGAUAGCUCUAUAUAUAUUAUAUAUAUAUACACACACACAUAAUUGUAUAAAUAUAUACGUCGCAGAGAGAAAGGCAGAGCAGUCAACAGUUUGACGUUUGAGAAACUUUUUGCCUUUUCUGUUUUUCCGUUUCUUGCUCUUUUCUGAGUCUGCUUCGAAAAACAGAGCCUUUUUCUCUAUUCACGGGGUUUUCCAAUGAUUUUAUAGGGGUUUCGGAGCUUUUUGCAAGAAGGCAAUUGGGAGAGGAAAAUAAUUAAAAAAAAAAAAAAUGAAUAACUCUGUCUCGGAUCACAGUCUUUACAUUGAGAGUGAUGAAGAAGACGAUGAAAAGGAAUUUCACAAAGGGGAAGAAGAUGGAAACGAUUCAGAUUCUUCCAAUUCUUCAACUGAAAUCCAGCAGCAGAACAAACCCAGUUCUUACAACACCUCGUGGCCACAAAGUUACAGGCAAUCCAUCGAUCUAUACAGUAGUGUGCCAUCUCCAAGUAUUGGGUUUCUUGGAACUCCUUCAUUGACGAGAUUAGGCAGUUCGUUUCUUUCCUCGUCGCUAACAAGAAGGCACACUCCCGAAUCUUUAGGCGCGGUAACAAAACCUUUGUUGCCAACGGCUGAUGAUGAGAAAUUGUCACAACAAAGACGGAGUUCGCAUUCUUUGCUACCUCCUCUUCCAUCAAGGAGGUCUUCGAUAAAGAAGGAUGAUAAAGCCUCCAAGGUUUCACAUGAACUCCCUAUUUCCCGUCAAAGCUCUUACGCUCAGGCUGUUCUUAAUGGCAUCAAUGUGUUAUGUGGAGUUGGAAUCCUUUCCACCCCUUAUGCAGCCCAACAAGGAGGAUGGCUUGGCCUUUCUAUUUUGUUUUUAUUUGCUUUGCUCUCAUUCUACACUGGAAUGCUUCUGCGUUACUGUUUGGAUAGCGAACCAGGGCUCGAAACAUACCCGGACAUUGGCCAAGCUGCUUUUGGUUCUGCGGGCCGAGUCGCCAUUUCAAUAGUACUUUACGUGGAAUUAUAUGCUUGUUGCAUUGAAUAUAUAAUUUUGGAGAGUGACAACUUGUCUUCUCUAUUUCCAAAUGCGCAAUUAAGUUUUGGUGGGUUUGAGUUAAACUCACACCUUCUGUUUGCUUUCAUGACCACCAUUGCUGUUCUUCCUACAGUUUGGCUCCGGGACCUUACCGUUCUUAGUUAUAUCUCCGCUGGUGGAGUAAUUGCAUCAAUCUUGGUGGUAUUUUGCCUAUUUUGGAUUGGUGCCGUUGAUGGAGUUGGCUUUGAGAAUAGAGGGACAACAUUAAACCUUGCAACUCUUCCUGUUGCUAUCGGUCUUUAUGGUUAUUGCUACUCAGGACAUGCUGUUUUUCCUAACAUAUAUACCUCAAUGGCAAAACCAAACCAGUUCCCUGCAGUGCUCUUGACAUGUUUUGGUAUUUGCACCGUGAUGUAUGCUGGAGCUGCUGUUAUGGGAUAUAAGAUGUUUGGAGAAUCAAUAGAAUCACAAUUUACUCUUAACUUGCCUCAAGAUAAGGUUGCCACUAAGAUUGCUGUGUGGACUACGGUUGUUAACCCGUUUACCAAGUAUGCAUUAACCAUAUCUCCGGUGGCAAUGAGUCUGGAAGAGUUGAUACCAUCAACUCACAUCAAGUCUCAUAUAUACGCUAUUCUUAUUCGAACGGCACUGGUGAUCUCGACCCUCGUUGUUGGACUCGCCAUCCCCUUCUUUGCUCUUGUUAUGUCGCUUAUUGGAUCUUUACUCACAAUGCUUGUAACCUUGAUUCUUCCUUGUGCUUGUUACCUGAGCAUUUUAAGGGGGAGAGUAACUUGGUUUCAGGGAAUCUCAUGUGUUACAAUCAUUACAGUAGGUGUUAUAUGUGCACUUUUUGGAUCAUACUCGGCUGUCUGCAGAAUUAUAGAGAGUUUGAACAGUUGAAGUUUUCUGGAUAAUUUUCUCAAACAUUGAGACAAACAUUAUGUAGUCUAGCUUCUUGAAAUUAUAUUGCAUUUAAUGGUGUCCAUCAUUUCCAAAUGUUGAGUCAAUUUUGGUCUCUGCUCCCACUUCUCCGUGUUGUUUCCAUAAUUUGAGGAACUUGUGUGUUUUGCUAUGAUAUACUUCAAUUGCCCAAAUUUGUGUUUUAUGGUUGUAAUUUCCUCUAUUUAUUAAGAUCAAUAGUUUCUUUUUCCUCUA
Messenger RNA from Ziziphus jujuba (common jujube), 2264 nucleotides. RefSeq names its product amino acid transporter AVT1C. The record is from RefSeq and is a predicted model, not a curated record. Gene Ontology annotation, cellular component: plasma membrane. Bases 360 to 2009 code for a protein of 549 amino acids. NCBI's taxonomy places the organism in Eukaryota, Viridiplantae, Streptophyta, Magnoliopsida, Rosales, Rhamnaceae. The transcript has 13 exons.